AUGCGGCUGCUGCCGGCGGCGCUGGCCCUGCUCCUGCUCCUGAGCAGCUCGGUGCCGGGGGGUGGUCUGUCUCUGGAGAGCCUGCUGACCAACAUGAAGUGCAAGUGCAUCAAAUCCACCGCCCACGUCAUCAACCUGGGGCUGAUCCUCACCAUCGACGUUACCCCGCCGGGCAUUCACUGCCGGAGGAAGGAGGUCAUCCUCACCCUGAAGAAGAACAGGCGGGUGUGCGUGGCCCCCGAGGCGCCCUGGAUCCAGCUGCUCAUCCACAAGCUGAUGCAGAGGAAUGGCACCAAAAAAGCGUUGCCUCGGCCGCGGCGGGAAGCACCGUGCUGCCGGACCCCUUGGAGACCCCCCACCUUCCCACUGUCCUGAUCCACGGAAUCCACGGUCACCAAUUCCUCGUGGGACAGCAGUGACACAGCCCCCCUGCCCUGAGACACGCUGGGUUUAGUGGCACAACGCUGGCACUUCCUCUGCUCCCUGGGUUUUGGCAGGGCCAGGAGCCUUUCCCUGCUUUCCCGCUGUUUCCCUCCGUUUCGGGUGCCUGCGCUGUUCCCAGGCACCACCAAUAAAAGGAUGAAUGUGCUU
Poecile atricapillus (Black-capped chickadee) is the source of this 591-nucleotide messenger RNA. RefSeq names its product C-X-C motif chemokine 2-like. The record is from RefSeq and is a predicted model, not a curated record. The transcript is spliced from 4 exons. Gene Ontology annotation, cellular component: extracellular region. The coding region runs from base 1 to 375 and encodes 124 amino acids. Gene Ontology annotation, molecular function: CXCR chemokine receptor binding; chemokine activity. NCBI's taxonomy places the organism in Eukaryota, Metazoa, Chordata, Aves, Passeriformes, Paridae. Gene Ontology annotation, biological process: cellular response to lipopolysaccharide; chemokine-mediated signaling pathway; inflammatory response.